Arctia plantaginis is the source of this 915-nucleotide messenger RNA. The record is from the annotation of a GenBank genome assembly. Lineage: Eukaryota; Metazoa; Arthropoda; Insecta; Lepidoptera; Erebidae.
AUGACUGGAACGAUAAUUGAGAACUUAAGUGGUAGAAAACUCGCCAUCUUAGUGAGUUUCCUGUUAUUGUGUCAACUAACAUGUUUCCUUAUCGGAUUGGUCGCACCCAUGCCUGCAAACGUUCAGAGCAUACUCGGCACAGUUUGUAAAGAUACAACUACAGUGAAAAAUGACACUACAAAAUGGUUUUAUAACCGUGGGAAGGGCUCGUGCAAGAAUGUCAACCUUGGCUACACGCAUCAUGACUUGUUGGAAACCGAUAUAGUUUUCGCUUUUCAAAUGCCGCUUCCUAGAGAGAGCAAGACAUUGGACUAUUCGAGAUGGCAACAAAACUUAAUCGGAGUAUUGCAAAUGGAUAUUAAAUACCAUUCGCAGGUCGAAAUGCCACCGAGGAGUACAGUUACAAUUGACGCACGCCUAGCAUAUAGGAAUAAAGGCGACCCCGAGGACGAUUGGAAGUUAUAUACACAAUCUAUCGAAAAACGCCAUUUAGACUGUGAAAUUGAUAUUAAAAGUGAGGAAUAUCUAUAUAACUGUUCAGCUAUACCAUUAUUUGAGCUUGGUUCUUUGUUUCACGAUUUCUAUGUUCUUAAUGUGAGAUUACCUGUAGAUACACCUACUAUGAAUUCUCACAUUCGCCAUAUACAAGAUAUGUGGUUCAAAUUUCUUAUGCUGGCUACACUACUAUGUGCUGCACUGACAGUAAUAGAUUUCAUGUUAGGACAGGUUGCAGAGGGCCGGUGGAAAUGGGAUGAUAAUAUUGAAUUAGAGUAUACCUCUGCAUUUUUUACUGGUGUUUAUGGAAUGUGGAAUAUCUAUAUUUUUGCUUUGUUGGUGCUAUAUGCACCAAGUCAUAAGCGUUGGCCAGCUGUGGAAAAUGCUUCGGAUACCCAGAAUUUAAGCGAGGAAAAAUAA